GCGCGCUCAGUAGACCCUCGGCGCGCGUGCUGCGUGCGCGUCCGCGAGUGAUGACACAGUGCCAGUGAAGUGCCGUGAACUAUGGUGGCCAUGGUCGCUUCAGCCUCAGGAUACGGCACCCUGCGCCGCUUCUUAAGCGCUCCUGAAGGCCAUGAGAUGACCGCCGCCGUACCCGGCGCCUCCAUCGCCGUCUCGUCGAAGCAGCGCGCAUCGAUCAAAUGGCUGCUGUCGAAGGCGUUCAACAACAGGGUCCCGGAUAACCUGCAGGAGCCCUUUUACAGGGACCAUGAGGACCAGGAACACCUCAAGCCACCUAUAGUCGGGGGUCUCGCCAACGCCGAGAUCUACUGUCUGGCGUUAGCGAACAUGUACUCAGACCCCAACUAUCACAGCCUCAACCACUGGAACAUAUUGCAAACCCUCACUAGGAAAGGCGUACACGUACCAGAUCCGCCUGACUGCGCGCUUACGGAGACAGUGUUGCUUCAGAACAAUCCGCUCAAAAUGACUGCACAUAUGACAGUGAUAGAAGCUUUAAUGGUGCUGUACGCGCGAGAGGUAGUCACGCUGGAUAGGGUGUCAGCGGCGGCACAAAGAUUCGGCACGAGUCAACCCCUCAACAACUCCAAUGUUCCGCACGAAGACGGGCUUCUGUGCUGGAUCAACGCGGCCUGUGCUGCGCUUAACAAGGCUGAGGAUGACCAGUCAUCACAAGUCCCAAUGGUGAAGAACCUCCAAGAGCUCUGCGACGGCACGGCGCUCGCGGCUCUCAUCUCCUUCUACUGUCCCGACGCGCUGCCCCGCUCCGCCGUGCGUGUCGGCCGCAUGGCCUCCAUACAGGACUGCCUCCACAACCUCAUGCUGGUGCACGACUUCUGCCAGACGUGUCUGCCGCACAAUGUGUUCCAUAUGCUGCCCGAAGACGUGACGUAUAUGCGCGGAUCAAUGCGACAAAACUUAAUAGCAAUGCUAGCCGAUCUCUUCAACAUGCUAGAAGUGCACCCAGUCAAGUCCGUCAAGUGCCCCGGCGUCGCGCGCUCGGACAGCAACGAGCACGGCGUGCGCCACAAGCGCUGCCUGCCGCCGCCGCCGCCGACGCCCAUCCCCGACCUGCGCGCCGACCAGCUGUCGUCCGCGCAGGCGCCCUUCACAGUACCGCGAUCACCCUCUGCUUGCGGCAUGCGACCGCGCGUUCCCACUGGUCGCUCGGCGUGCUCGACGCCUGAGCGGCGGAGCUGCAGUCCUCAGAGAGAAGAGUUCGUGGUGCAUAGGGGAAGGGGGAUCACCACGUUAUCGUCCAUCGCGAGGAGGGAAGACGAUAACGUCGUGGACCCGAACCAAACCGCCGCCGGCCGUCCGUCCAACUACCAAACACAAAACUCCUUCGCCGGCCGCCGUUCAAGACGGUCUUCCAUCACAGACGACAGUCAGCUUACCGUCGAAAACUUUGGAGGAUCGCAAGAUCGUCUGCAUUUCGCUGGGAGGAAUCCAGAGAAAGAGCUGGCGACAGUGGCGAAUGUUCGGAAGAUAUCUGCCCCGGCCGGUCCCCUAGACAGUUACAACCCUCCCCUCCGCUCGUCCAGACAAGACAUCCGCGGCUCCAUCAACCUCUUCCACGGCGACUACAACGGGGACAGCGAGCCCGACCGGCCCAUGCGGCGGCAGCUCAGCUCCGACACUAUCAACUCCAACAACAACUUCAGCAAUAAAGGCGGUGGUGACGGUUUCUACCUAAACCGAGACUCCACCGACGGGGACAUGACGAAGACCAGCUUCGCGGACCUCAAGUACCGAAACGGCGACCAAGGUGUGGAGGAGGUGGUGGAGCGGCGCAAGAGCACGACGUUCAGCACGCCGCCGCCCGCCACCACCACGUGGCAGCAGCAGUGCCUGGCGCAGGACGCCACAGGACAGCCCAACGGCGACGAUCAAUCCGACGACGCGUCACCGAGCGGCGGGCAAGCCAUGGCCUCACAACUAAACAACAUACGGUUAAAGCUGGAAGAGAAACGGAGACGAAUUGAACAGGAAAAGCGAAGAAUGGAAGUCGCCGUCAGUCGGCAAAGGCAACAGUUAGGGCAACAGGCGUUCCUGCAGGCUGUUACUAGGGAUACAUAUUUGCAAUACCAGUUGGCCUCCUUGGGUAAAGGUGCGCGGACGCCGGCCGGAGAUGAGCGGCCCGAAGAUAAGCCUCAGCAGGAUAUGGAUGCGCCGAGUCAGACAGUGGACAACGUAGCGUUAGAGCAGUACCAACAGUCAAUAGCCAAAAUGAACUCCAGCCUGCAGGACAUACAGAGCGACAUCGCGAGGCUCGCCACGCAGCAGAACCAGAUACAGCAACAACAGCAGCAGCAGCAAACACAGCAGCUGCAACAGCAGCAGCAACAGUUGCAGCAACAGUUGCAGCAACAGCUGCAAGCGCAGCAACAGCAGCAACUACAACAGCAGCAAGCCAAACAGCUGUUUCAGCCGCCGCAACCGCAAUCCCCUUUCCAGCAGUAUCCGCCUAACAUUCCACAAUUGCACAGCCAAUUCAGCUCACAGCACAACGUGUCUCGGCCCGCGCUCAACGCCUUCGGCUCAACCCCGCACCUACCGCGGGACUUCUACCCGCAACCAUUCGACAACUUCGAGUACAACCAACCUAACCAGUAUAGGGAUAUGGAAGAUUACGGAAGGUUUUACUUACAUGAGAGUCCGCCUCAGCCGCAGAGGAGGACGUGGGCUCAACACGCGCAGCAGCAGCAGGAGAACGAGCUGAGGGGAUGGCAGCUCCACCAGCAUCAGCAGAAUCACCAGCAGCACCAAUACGAGCCGCAGCACACCCCUCCCCCUCGCACGUGGAAGUCCCCCUCCCCCGCGCCGUCGGAGCGCAGCUGGGCGCCGCAGGGCUUCGUGCUGCACGAGCGGAGCCCCGCCCCCGCCCCCGCCCCCACCCACGCCCCCUCCCCCUCCCCCGCCGCCCAGCCCUUCCAGGUGCACUACAACAACGACCGCCCCCAGAACGGCACCGAGCAGAACCACCUCAGCUACACUGUGAUACCCAACCAACACCAAUACUCUCAAUCGCCGCCGCUGACGACCAGUCCGCGCCGAUCGAAAACCCCCCAACGGCAGGGCUCGCUUCCAGAAGUUUCUAGAAGACCCGAGCCCGUCAGCCUGCAGCAGCUCGGAGCCGCCAGUCCGGCGCCCGUCGACGACAUGGAACCGCAAAACAUCUCCUUCAUAGGCAACGCGGAAGACGACGCCCUCAGACAAGGCAUCAACCGCCUCAACAUCACCUCCGGCACCCGAACGUACCGAAUCCCCUCCCCCACGAGACCCUCCCUGAGCCGCAACUCAUUCCAACAACUGGAGCAGGAGGAGGAAGCGAACGAGAAAGGCUUCUACAUAUCCUUCGACAACGAAGCGCCGAAACGACCCAAACCGCCGCUCCGGGUGAAGCGAAUGUCACCUAAGAAAGAGAGAACGGAAUACCAGAGUCCGGAGCGGGGGAGUCCGGAAGCUUGGGAGCCGCAGGAGUUCCCCGUGCAUCGGGCGGAGAUGCGGGCGUCGCCGGCGCGGGACUCGCGGUCGGAGGCCUCCCCGCCCGUGUCCCGCGAGGCCCCGCACGAGCGGGCGCUGCGGCCCGGCGCCGAGCCCGCCGCGUUACUCAUCGGCGAGAUGAACCCGGACCCGAACUCCGCAGAGGAGAUGGAGCGAAAGAAAGAGCGGAUAAUGCUUCUCUCCCUCCAACGGCGGCAGCGCGCGGACGAGGCCCGCGCACGCGCGGAGCAGGCCGCGGCCGCGCGCCGCGCGAGGGACGAACAGGUGGCGGAACAGCGCGCGGCUCGGAAAGAGGAGCAAGCGAGACGGCGCGAGGCCAUUCUGCAGCAGUACAAACUCAAGAAGGCCAUCGAAGAGGCCGAGCGAGAGGGCAAAGUGUUCGACAAGUCGGAGUUCAUGGACCUCGCGCGGCCCGCGGCGGCCGGCCCGCCCGCGCGCAUGCGCGGCAAGCAGCCGCCCCGGGCGCGCCCCAAGACCAUACACGUGGACAGCGGCGCCCUGCAGCACGCCGAGGGCAUGCUCGGCCGCAAGCAGCCCUCCUCCACCAACCUCACCGGCACCAUGCGGCGCGACUACUACCGCGGCUCACAGGACAGUCUGGCGGAGCGGGCCGGCCUCUACAGAGACUCGCCCUCGGAGGAGCGCGGCGGCGGCGGCGUGUCGCCCGCCAGCGCGGCCAGCGGCCCGCUCGGCCGCCGCGGCAGCUGCAAGACCUCCAGAGAGCGCGUGAAUGAGGAACCACAGUCGGCCCGUGGAAGGUCUAAAUAUUCCACUUACCAGAAUAACUUUAAGGCGGGACGGAAGUCUAGCUCUCUAAUGAACUUGUGCGACUCAGGCCUCGGUCGCGCCACGCCGCCGCGCCGCGCGGCCUCGCCCGGGCUGCGCGCGCUGGGCUCGCCGGCCUCCGGCCCCGGCUCGCUGCCCGGCGCCAUCGGCAAGCGCCGCCAGCACCCCGACGACGCCUCCGACGUCUCUUCCACGCACUCCUCCAUUAUGGACUAUUCUGGCCCCCGGCUGUAUAAGCAGCCGGCAACCAAGUCGAACCGCGGCAUCAUGCUGAACGCCGUCGAGUACUGCGUGUUCCCCGGCGCCGUGAACGCCGAGGCCAAGCGGCGGGUCCUGGAGGAGAUCGCGCGCUCCGAGGCCAAACACUUCCUCGUGCUGUUCAGGGAUGCCGGGUGCCAGUUCAGGGCGCUCUACUCGUACUGUCCGGAUACGGAACAUGUCACGAAGCUGUACGGCACGGGACCGAAGAAUGUUAAUGAUAGGAUGUUUGAUAAGUUCUUUAAAUACAAUUCGGGCAGCAAGUGCUUCUCGCAAGUGCAUACGAAGCACCUGACGGUGACGAUCGACGCGUUCACGAUACACAACUCGCUGUGGCAGGGCAAGAAGGUGCAGCUGCCCAGCAAGAAGGACAUGGCCCUCGUCAUAUAGGCGUUCUAGUCGAUGAGCCGAGGGGGGACUACGGUGAUAGUGUGGUGCGGAUAUCGAACAGGGCAGACUAACUAUUUGUGAAGUGAACAAAGUGGUUUUUAUGCAAAGUGUAAAGGUAAACAACGACGCGACAUUACAAAUCGUGAGGUGACAACCAAAACUCUUAAUACCACGUCGGUAGCAAACAGGCAUACCCUCCUAAGUCCUGCGGUACCAAAUUUUGUACAUAAUAAAAGUCACCCUUCAGUCCCAGCAUUAAGUAAAUUACUACAGUAAUAAACACCGAUAGCUUUCAAAUUUGAAUGCUCGCGCGGAAUAUUCUGACAGUCCAUAGAGUUGUAAAUAGUCUGUUCAGGACUGACAGCAAAUAUUUAUUGUGAAAAAAAAAUUAACAAGAGGCCUCUAGGACUAUGAAGUUUAAAAAAAGCUGGGACUUUGGAGGCUAAGGCCUGCCUGAUGGCAAGCAGACCGUAUUUUACAGUCGCCUGCAACUGUUUUAUACAAAUUACCGACCCCUACCAAACAACAAACAUACAAAAACCAUAAACUAUAAUAGAAUACGGUUUAUAAUUAGUAGUGUGACUACUUAAAAAACACAAAUCAAAAUAUUUAAUAAAAUUAUUUUAUUUUUUUCCAAAGUUCUACAAAAACCAACCUAGUUUUGGUACAGCUUAGGUUCACAAUGGCUUUGUAAUGGUAAAUAGUUAGUUUUGGUUGUCACGUGACGAGAUAGAGAAUAACAUUUUGUGGGCGUAAUCAUGACUUCGAAUGGCAUAAAGUGAUGAAUACAUACUCAACUACUUUUUCCAUGAGACCGGAAACGUUUCAGCUACUCCGAGCUUUUGUUUCUAUGGCAUAGCUGAUUUUUUAGCUAUUUCUUGGUCGUUGAUCUCGUGGGAGAAGAUGAUCAAUAUGUCCUAUCACUUUUGUCAUGACCCCGAUUUCACCCAGUAGACUUUGUGUAUGUGCAGUGGGACACAUUUACGUAUCAUUUUGCUUUACAAUGCGCUGCCCUUUACGAUAUUUGCCGGCGUAUGUGUGUGUUGUCCCCGCCACGUGCUCGGUCGCGCCUGUGUGUGUGCAGAUGGAGGACGAAGCUCGAAUCGGAUUAGGUUAUGUCGAUUGGUUUCGCGGUGCGAGCUGGUGGUUGACGUGGUUCAGCGCUUCGUACACCGAAGGAAUUGGAUUUGGAGACUUUACACGUGAGUUUUUUGCAUAUGAAAAUGCGUGUGGAAGAAAGAAUGCUACAAAAAUAAGUAAAAAAAAAUAUGUUUAAGAAAAAUCAUGUUAUAGAGGUAUAGUACGAAUUAUCUCAAAUGUUUUUUUCGCCCAAACCCUAAGCUGUUUAAACAAAAGGCAUUGUUUCUUUUGUGCGCCGCGGUGGCUACCUCAUUUCUCUUCAGUGAAAAGGAUUUUAGCGUUCUACUUUUAUGGUUCAAAUUUGAGCCCAAUGUGAAGCAUGCUAAAAUUGCCAUUGAAACGGGCGUGGUCCUUUUCACUAAUGAGAAAUGAGGUAGCCACCGCGGUGCACAAAAGAAACAAUGCCUUUUGUUUAACGGCGUAGGAUUUGGGCGAAAAAAUCAUUUGAGAUAAUUUAUACUGUAGUCGUGAUUUCAAGCGAUUGCUUUUAUUAAAUUACCGAUAGACGGUAAUUUAUUUUAUAAAAUGUAAAUGGAAUAAAUUAAAAUGUACAUCGCCUGGUUCUGAAAUUAAUGGUCGAGGCAGGACCUCUUGAGAAAAUUUAAUGAUGUUUUCUUAAAAGUCAAGCGCUAAAUCCCAUUCCUUUGGCCCCGUAAUCUGCACGAUGCUGAAUCACGUUGUACUCAAAUUGAAUCGGCCGUCGCGUCUCCGCACACAGGUCAUUAAUAUGUACACAUGUUUUAACUUAUUCCAAUGGAAUAAGACGCACAAUAGUAUACAUAUUUGUGACGGAGACGUGCCGGCUUUUGUGUUGUGUGACGCAGCGGUGUUCUGUAUAGACGAGACGUUUGCCAUAUGUAUUAGUGAGAUGGUCGAUAUUGUUCCAAAUUGUCACAAACCCCGCAGCCAAACUGUCGAUUGUGUAGGUACGAAAUUUAACUGUCCCUUAUCUAGAAUAACAAAUUCACAAACUAAUAUCGCUUAUUUGUUAUAAUAUUGUAACUCGUUAGUAAUUAUUUCAAUUUGACUGGAUUAAGAUUAGAUCAUUAUGUAUUUGUUUAGUGACGUUCGUUCGAUUCCCAUUUUUUUACCGCUUGUAUAGCUAAAGUAAGAGGCGCUUACGGCGUAACGUACUGCCUUACCCUGUAAAUAAUUGUUUUGUAUACAGCUAUUUAUUAAAAGAAUGUUAAACGAAAAUUGAUGAAUAUCAUUAUUUCAUUGUUUAAUGAUUGGUCAUCAAUAAAUAUACUACCGAUAGUAUAUUAUGGUAUGCAAAUAUAUUGUAUUAAUACAAAAACAUAACGAAUAAUAUUGAAUUUCAUAUUA
Messenger RNA from Cydia strobilella, 7446 nucleotides. RefSeq names its product patronin (gene Patronin). The record is from RefSeq and is a predicted model, not a curated record. Gene Ontology annotation, molecular function: calmodulin binding; spectrin binding; microtubule minus-end binding. NCBI's taxonomy places the organism in Eukaryota, Metazoa, Arthropoda, Insecta, Lepidoptera, Tortricidae. Gene Ontology annotation, biological process: negative regulation of microtubule depolymerization; cytoplasmic microtubule organization; neuron projection development. Bases 82 to 4980 code for a protein of 1632 amino acids. The transcript is spliced from 29 exons. Gene Ontology annotation, cellular component: microtubule minus-end.